Eruca vesicaria subsp. sativa (arugula) is the source of this 276-nucleotide messenger RNA. Lineage: Eukaryota; Viridiplantae; Streptophyta; Magnoliopsida; Brassicales; Brassicaceae. The record is from the annotation of a GenBank genome assembly.
AUGAGUUGUGACAGUGAUGAACUACAAAGAAGUAGAAGCAAACUUAAAAGGGUGGCAGCCAAGGAGUCCUUGAAUGUAGGAGAUAGAAUCUACCUUCCUUUAUCUGUAGGCAAUCAUGCGCAGCCUCUUUCUAAGAGAGAAAGCUUUCGUUGCAAUGAAGAAGAGUGUAAAUUCGUUUGCAGUUUGGUUUUGUAUAAGGAUCCAGCCAUUACUGUCUUGAAUAAACCUCAUGGUAUGGUUGUUCAAGUAAGUCAUAUGUACUUCCAUGCUUUCUGA